GUCACCGACACCCAGUCCCUCUCAGAAUCACAUUUCCCAGUUCGAACCACUUCAAGCAUAUGUCCUCUUUCCGCUCGAACCGUGUUAACCAAAAGCCAUACAACCGCCCUCCCCCACGAGGCAACGUCAACGACCAAUGGAUCCACGACAUGGCUGACGGUUCCAACAUGGAAACCGACCAUACCCCCCGUCAACGAACUCCCGCAGGAUCUUCAAUUCCCAGCACGAAGCUCGUGGUUUCGAAUCUACAUUAUGAAAUAACGCCAAAAGACCUUAUUUCGAUUUUCGGGCAAAUUGGGACGCUUGUGACAGAACCACAGAUCAGGUACGAUCGCAGCGGACGCUCCUCAGGAAUGGCUUUUGUCUCCUAUGAGACCACGGCCGAUGCCGCUCGCGCCAAAAAGCAGUUCAAUGGUCUCCUCGCCAAAGAACAGCCGAUGACAGUUGCUUUUGACGCGACUGUUCCUCGUAUACCGCGCGGAAGGUCUUCAAGUGCCCCGACAACUUCAUCCCUCAUGAGCAGAAUUCAGAAGGCACCGCUUCUCGAUCGUUUGGGUGGGAGUAAGGACGAUUCUGGUAUCAAUGGGAAAACAUCAUCAACGAGGUCGAACGUCGGUCCUGUUCGUUCGCGUCGGGGUGGUGUCAAGCCGACUACCAGCAAAGCCAAAAAGCCCAAGGCAGGGCCGAAGACCGCAGAGGAUCUUGACAAGGAACUCGACGCUUUCAUGGGCGAUGGAUCCGAGGCACAUGCCGCUCCAAUUGCUCAGGCUCAAGACGUUGAAAUGGCUUAGUCGUUCACCAAACACUUUUUUUGACUGAUUCGCUUGCCUGUGCCGAUCUACGAAUAUCACUUACCAAAGACCCGCGAGCUACCCCUACUGUACAUACAUAUCUCUCUUGUGGACGACCAUUGCGGCAGUUUUCCAGUUAGAGUGUAAUGAAUCCUGACCUGGAGAUUUGAAUCAGAUCUUCAGCUCUUGACUGGAUCCAUCAUCACUCGAGCAUCCAUGCCUUAGCAAAAAGUGCCACAAUGCAGGCUCCCAUUGAUCUCUACAAACCGCAUCCCUUGUUCAAGGUCAAGCUCACGGCGUCAGAGCCUUUCGUUCCGCAGUAUGUGCAGUCGAUUGUCUCGAAGUCAGCGAAUCCAGCCGAAAUUUACGCGUCCCGCGUUCACGGACGAAUGCUUGUGCUCGACAACGUGGUCAAAGAAAGUCGGCUAACAAAGGAACGCAAAGAAAAGGAGGCCCAUGCGCGUACAGCAAAAGCCCAUAAGAAGCUUGGUAGAUCGGGAAAGAUUCGGGGGACUGCCAGAGAGCAAGGACCGAGGGGUUUCGAUGAGAGUCAGGCAAAAUUUGCGCUGUUCCUCCCACUUCAUCAGCUUUGGCUUGGGUACAUGUCCGAGCUGCUCGCCCUUCCGCAAAUUGGAUCUGGGCCACCCCGGGCUCCGAAUGGAGCUUCUGCCCAUCCGAAAUUGCUCAAGGCUGACUUGCAUGGAUCUUUCGUGACCGUUCAACAGAGCAAAAACACUUCUCUGCUGGGAUUAUCUGGCAUUGUCAUACAUGAGACCGAGGGAACGUUCAAGGUGGUCACCAAGGAGGACAAACUGAAGACUCUUCCCAAACGCAAUUCGAUCUUCACGCUCGCUCUGCCCGUCUUCUCGACUCUCCCGGCAUCGUAUGAUCCCAACGAACCGCUCCCAAUCUUCGCGCCGAAUGAAAACAUGAAGACGGUGCUGGAUGGUCCGCAUGCUGACAUGCAACUGCACGGGAACCAAUUUUGUUAUCGGUCGGCGGAGCGUGCUGGGAAAAAGUUCAAGCCGAAGGAGACUAUCGAAUUGUAAGACUGUACAAUGCAUGGGUGAGAGUGCGAACUCUACAUUCGUUUCGGACAAUUCCCACCGAUAUGGCAAACAGACGGAAGCAAGAUCAAGUCAUGGAUGGCAUUAUCUUUCUCUCUUCCCCAUGGACAGCCCUCCGAGUCCCAAGCUGCUCGUCUUCAAUCGGGGCGAGAUUGCAGCCCGCAUUAUCCGUACUGCUCGUUCAAUGGGUGUGUGGUGUGUGGCUGUGUUCACACCCUCGGAUGCAGGGUCAGCUUAUGUCGGAAUGGCCAACGAAUCCGUGCCUCUGUCGGUGCCCGGUGAAUCUGAAUCAACGGCAUAUCUCCAGCCCGGCCUUGGCGCUCUCAACGCCCUUUGCGUCGAGCACAAGAUCACACACGUGAUUCCUGGGUACGGCUUUCUUUCCGAGUCACCCGAGCUCCCUCUUGCUCUGCCGGCGGCUGUAUGCUGGGUCGGGCCGUCGCCGGAAUUGAUGCGUCUAAUGGCGCACAAAGACCGUGCGAGAAACGUAGCGAAGGAGCAAGGGAUCCCGGUUUUGCCAGGGAGUCUAUGUCACACCGUGGAAGACGUUCUCGCGGAACAGAUCGGAUAUCCAAUCUUGUUGAAACCCCCACUUGGAGGUGGAGGUUCCGGGAUGGUCGUAUGUGGAGACGCGGCCGCUCUCCAGCGUGCGUUCGACGGGCAACCGGCGUUCGUGGUCGAAAAGUAUCUUCCCAGUGCCCGGCAUAUCGAAGUGCAGAUUUUUGGGAAUGGACUCGGAGACGUCAUUCAUCUGGGCUUGAGGGAAUGCAGCGUGCAGAGACGCUAUCAGAAAGUCAUCGAGGAGACACCUAGUCCGUUUUUGCGUGACAAGCCAGAUCUUCGAGACAAAUUGCUUGACGCAGCUAUUCGACUAGCCCAGUCGGUCAACUAUUCGAGUGUCGGGACUGUGGAGUUUAUCGUCCCGAAUUCAGCGCAGGAAUUCUACUUCCUGGAGAUGAACACUAGAAUCCAGGUCGAGCACCCCGUCACCGAAUGCGUGCACCCAGGAUUGGACCUCGUCCAGAUGAUGCUCCAGAAUCGCUUCGGCCAUGCCAUCGAGGUCCGAUUGUAUGCGGAAAAUCCCACAGAAUCAUUCCGUCCCUGUCCCGGUGUUCUGCAGCAGGUCGUUUGGCCGCGUUAUCCAUGGCUCAGAGUGGACACCUGGGUCCAAACGGGGACACUGGUCACGCCGCAUUUCGAUCCUCUGCUCGCCAAACUCAUCGUCAGCGGGUCGACCCGCCCAGAGGCGGUACGCAGAAUGGGGAAGGCCCUAGCCGAAGCAGACGUCUCCGGCUCCCCGAACAAUAUGGAAUAUCUCAGGGCGAUCAUCGCGUCGGCGGUAUUUGGGGAUGGAGAGGCCACUACGAGAUGGCUGGAAGAGUUUGAGCACACGCCCAAUGCGAUGACCGUUAUUGCUCCCGCCUUGGAUAUGACAGUCCAGUCGCUUCCCCGGCGGACUUACGGCUGGGGUGUGCCGCCAAGUGGACCCUUUGACGAACAGGCAUUCAGGGCUGCGAACCAACUUGUCGGCAACUCCGAAGAGACUGAAGCGAUCGAAAUGAUCAUCCUGCCAGGUGCUGAGUGCAGAAUCAAGUUCUGGGUAGACAAAGUCGUGAGUGUGACGGGAUGUCCGAUCUCAGUGUUCGUCGAGAAGAACAAGAUCAGAAUGUGGGAUCGUGUCACUGUCCCUGCGGGUGCUGUGCUUUUGUUACGACAACCGCGGGGAGGUCAAAGAACCUAUCUCGCUAUUCAGGGCGGAUUCCCGGGUAUUCCGCUGUACCUUGGAUCCAAGAGCACGUCCAUGGGAUUGGGCGGAUACCAAGGACGCGCCUUGGCUGUGGGCGAUCAAUUGGCUGUCGGACGCGCAUCUGAUGGCGCAUCUGAUCCCAUCAUGCCGCUCUCAGCACCAACGACUUAUCCAACACACGUCGUCCUCCGCGUCCUCCGAGGUCCGCACGACGACGACGAUUACCUCACGCCUGCAGGGAUAAAGGCGUUCUAUGGCACACGGUGGAAGGUGGGGCUGGACAGCAACCGGAUGGGUGUGAGGCUACUUUCCGAAACAGACGAGUUUCGAUUUGAGUGGUCGCGGGGGUCAGGCGGGCUGGGUGGGUCACAUCCGUCGAACAUUCUUGACACGCCCUAUCCACCUCCAGGCGCGGUCAAUGUCAACGGCGAGACGCCUGUGAUACUGGGCCCUGAGGGUCCGGAUAUGGGCGGAUAUGUGUGUUUGUGUGUGGUGGUUCCGGAGGAUCUGGCCAUCGUCGGCCAGUUGAGGGAUGGAUCUAUUGUCGAAUUCCGACCAGUCUCCAUGACUGAUUUGGGGCGGGUCGAGCUCAUUGAUCCGCCCAAGGAUCCUAAGCUGUUUAUUCUCCCAUCAGAUGGGACUUCGUGCAGCGCGGUCAUACGACAAGCCGGCCAGACAGCGAUGCUCGUAGAGUUUGGCGACACUGAGCCAGUGGAGGAUCUGAUGGUGCUUCGGGUUAAGGUGCAUGCGUUUGAACAACUGAUCCGCCAAGAGCAGCUUGCAGGAGUUCUGAGGAUGAGUCCUUGUGUCCGGAGCACCAUGAUACAUUUCGACGCUAAUGUUGUCACGCCAACCGAAAUGCUCAACUCACUUGUCUCCGUCCUCAAGUCAUUGCAUGCUUCUGACAUGGCCCAUUUCCCGAACCGCACUGUAACGCUUCCCAUCGUCCUCGACGACAGAUGGAGUCAAGAGGCUGUGCAAAGAUACAUGCAGACGACUCGUUCCCGGGCUGCCUAUCUCCCGAGCAAUGUUCAGUAUCUCGCUCGGAACAACGGGUUGGUCACGGAAACAGAAGUCUUCGACCGCCUGAUCCAAACUCCAUGGCUUGUCUUUGGAAUGGGAUUCUAUUUAGGAUGUCCUUUCCUGGUUCCGCUUGACCCCCGUUCCCGGCUUGUGGCUCAAAAGUUCAAUCCUUCGCGAACGUACACACCUCGCGGUGCAGUCGGUCUCGCUGGUGUCGUUGGCGCGAUAUAUCCCGUUGACAGUCCCGGAGGGUACAUGCUGUUUGGCCGCACGGUUCCUGUCUGGGAGGCUUGGAAUGCCAACGAAAAGUGUUUGUUGAAGGUAUUCGACGAGGUCCGUUUUGUGCCUGUGUCGGAGGCAGAUUACGUCGAGAUUCUCCGUGAGUUUGAUGCCGGGAGAUACAAAUUAGUGACUGAAGAGACCGCAUUCUCGUUGGGGACUUACUUGUCCGACAUCAACAAGCCACUGGCCGCUGAGGAAAGAGCUCAAUUCGAGCUCAACCAGCGAGUGGCGGUCGCCGAAACAGCCGAGGAAGAGACAGGACUGUACACUGAGUGGGCAGAAGAGAGAAAAAAGAGCCCCCGAGUCGAGCAAGAGAUCAGCAUCAACGCAGAGACGGCCAGUAUACGCUCCCCCAUAUCCGGUGUCGUCUCGAAAAUCCUAGUCACUCCCGGGGAUAUCUUGCUUGACUCCAACAGGCCCAUAUUGGUGCUCCUGGCGAUGAAGAUGGAGAUUCCGAUCACCUUGGCGGAAGCAGGGCUGGCGGCGGGAGUGACCGUGAUUGGGCUUGGACCAGGCGUGACACAAAACGCCCACGUUCAAACUGAGGAUGUUUUGGUGCAUUUAGGGCAGCAAGAAAAAUCCACGGUAGUAGUUACAUAG
Mycena citricolor is the source of this 5510-nucleotide messenger RNA. The record is from the annotation of a GenBank genome assembly. Lineage: Eukaryota; Fungi; Basidiomycota; Agaricomycetes; Agaricales; Mycenaceae.